UUCUUCAUCUUCUUCCUUCCUCCCCUCCAAACCCUGCAAUUUCUAUUAAGGUUCUUUCUUUCUCCCUGCUUGAAUCCAUCAGAUCUAUCUCUCUUUUCUUCUCAUUCUUUUUUCUCCAAUUUUAUUUUCUUUUAUAUCGACGAAAACCUUUUCGAUGUCACUAAAAUCAGACGCCGGUUACGGCACUCUUCCGGCCACCGCGGCUACUACAACCAAUGUGCAAUCCCCUUCCGCCUCGACAUCUUCUCCGAUUUCUUUUGUCUCACGCGCCAGGCAGACAACGCAAUCGCUGAUCGCCACGCUCCGGCCAUGGAAGGAGCUUCUCGACCCCAGCGCCAUUUCUCGACCCUUCAACUACGCCGAAGCAAUUAGCCGUAUCAGGUAUAAUAUCAAUUACUUCCGUAUGAACUACGCGCUGGUCAUGCUUUGUAUCCUCUUCCUCAGUCUGCUAUGGCACCCGAUUUCAAUGAUCGUGUUCUUGGUUAUUUUCAUUGGUUGGUUCUUCUUUUACUUCUUCCGAGAUAAUCCGGUUGUUAUUAUGGGUCAUACUUUCGAUGACCGGGUCGUGUUGGGUGUUCUGAGUAUAGUGACUGUGGUUGCUUUGGUUUUCACUCAUGUGGGUCUGAAUGUGCUUGUCUCGUUGAUCAUUGGAGUGGUUCUUGUUGGCAUUCAUGCUGCUGUUCGAGGCACUGAUGAUUUGUUUCUUGAUGAGGAAAGUGCAGCUGAAGGAGGGUUGCUUUCGGUUGUUGGCAGCCAGCCAUUGCGGCAAACGGGUUAUACUCGGAUUGGAUGAUUUGGUAAUUCUCUUUUGGGGUAAUUGUGGUAAGAGCAGCAAUUAGUUCUUGUCUUGUUGGGUGUAUUUUGGUUGUGGUGUUAUUGAUUCAAGCUUGAAAUUUGAAAGAUGGGGAAGAAAACUUCAGUUGCCAGUAGGAAGAGGGUGAUUUGGAUUUAAGCAAAUUCGGUCAUUUUUCGGGUGCAAAGUUCGGAACUUGGUGAGAUCAAGGUGUUGAGUAUAAGCCAAAAUUGAGACUGAACUCAUGUUUUAGUGGUUGCAGCAGCGUGGGGAAGGUGAUUUCUUUGUUAUUCUCUAUGAAUGACUAAUCUUUCUUGGCGAAAAACUUGGUCUCAGUCUUCUUGAAGUGCUAUUACUAAUUUGUCCAUUUCUUCUGUAUGUUAAAAGCUCAAAAAUCCUGUAUGUUUUACACAUUUCAAAAACAUAAUGAACUGGGUUUAGACUGUUCUCUUAGUUGAAAUGUUAUAAGGAAUAUCUUGCGGUUGUUAUUCAAUAUUUUGUAUCCGGAUGCAGUUAGUAUCUGUAUGGUGUUUGUUGAUCAUUGUGCUUUCUAUCAGUUCCUCUCUCAUAGUAGAUUGGUCUUGAGAUAAAUCAAAGCUAGAUGAUGAUAUUUCUGCUA
Messenger RNA from Carica papaya (papaya), 1412 nucleotides. It is a transcript of the gene PRA1.E, whose product is annotated as prenylated RAB acceptor 1.E. Lineage: Eukaryota; Viridiplantae; Streptophyta; Magnoliopsida; Brassicales; Caricaceae. Gene Ontology annotation, cellular component: endoplasmic reticulum; Golgi apparatus. The record is from RefSeq and is a predicted model, not a curated record. Gene Ontology annotation, biological process: vesicle-mediated transport.